This is a messenger RNA of Trichogramma pretiosum, 2791 nucleotides long. RefSeq names its product transducin beta-like protein 3. Gene Ontology annotation, biological process: endonucleolytic cleavage to generate mature 5'-end of SSU-rRNA from (SSU-rRNA, 5.8S rRNA, LSU-rRNA); endonucleolytic cleavage in 5'-ETS of tricistronic rRNA transcript (SSU-rRNA, 5.8S rRNA, LSU-rRNA). The record is from RefSeq and is a predicted model, not a curated record. Lineage: Eukaryota; Metazoa; Arthropoda; Insecta; Hymenoptera; Trichogrammatidae. Gene Ontology annotation, cellular component: nucleolus; small-subunit processome; 90S preribosome. The transcript has 14 exons. Gene Ontology annotation, molecular function: U3 snoRNA binding; protein binding. Bases 193 to 2637 code for a protein of 814 amino acids.
AUCAACGGAGCGUGAUUUUGUGCGCACACCGGCGACAUUCGAUAAGAAUGCAACGGAGAUCGACUACAGAGGUCGCUAGACUCUAGAGUUGGAGGCUUCAAACCAGUGAAUCCGACCAGGGAAUGCUCUUUUUAUACGCACGUGGUUGUGCACAUGUUCAGCUAAUAAUAAAAAUUCAAAACAAUUUUCAACAUGGAUAAUCGACAAUUAAAAGAAUCAUUCGACAUUGAAACUAAGGUUGAGGCGUUCUACACGGGUGGCAAUGUGAAAUGGAGCGACGAUGGCGAACAUUUGUUUUGUCACAAUUACGACCAUGUAGUUGCAUUGUCUCUUUCAAAAAAUACUCGUGUAGAAAUUGGUAUUGAGAACAAGUCGGAAACAGAUGAUAUUAAUGAGGAUCCAGUGACAUGCUUCAUUGCCAGCGAUGAUGGAGAAUCUGUCAUUACUUAUCAUAAAAGUACUUUGUUCAGAUAUUACAAAGUUCAGGAACCAAAAACACCAGUAAAGUUAUGGAAGUCGCUUCACAACCCAGUCGUAUCCAUGGCAAUAAUGAAGAUGGGAGAUGCAUUGAAUGUGGCCUCUGGUGGUGUUGAUGGCUCUAUUAGAUUAUGGGACAUAGAAAAACAUGCUUGUACUUUCAGCUUGAAAGGAGCUCAAGGCGUUAUUGGAAUCAUUCUCUACCAGUUUUGUAAAUUAUUAUCCGACUCACCAUUACUUUUUGCAGUUGGGGAUGAUCAUAUAAUUCGUGGUUGGAAUACCCAAACAGGAAAAAAUGAUAUUACUUUGGAAGGGCAUUUCAGUCAAGUAACAUCUUUGAGUUUUCAUGAAGAUGGCAAGCAUGCCGUAAGUUCUGGUAGAGAUAAGGUCCUGAUAUUAUGGGAUCUUCAGAAACAAAAGGCAUUACGUACAUGGCCUGUUUUUGAAAAUAUUGAAGGUAUAUUUAUAAUCCCAAAUGAAUCAGACUUUCCUGGUCGUGACAAGAAAAAAAAAUCGGAUAUUUUUGUUGCAUCUGCAGGUGGUCAUGGUGUUGUGAAAAUAUGGGAUAUGCAUUUAGGUAAAAAGGUUCACCAACAAACCAAUUCCUUGAUACCACCUGCCCAAUAUGAAGAAGGCUUAGCUGUAACACAAUUACUGUACAAUAAAGAAAGUAACAGUAUUUUAAUGGUUUCUACUAGUCAUAAUAUAUUUACUUAUACACUAGAUAAAUUUGAAAUUAAAAAACAGUUAUGCGGUUACUUAGAUGAAAUCGUUGACAUUGCUUUUUUGGGGACUCUUGAUACACAUAUAGUUGUAGCAGCCAAUACUUGUGACUUGAUUUUGUUUGAAAUAGAAACUAUGAAGUGCCAAAUAUUACAAGGUCACAAAGAUAAUAUUUUAUCAGUUGCAACAACAUCAGCUAAUCGUAACUUAUUGAUAUCCUCAGAUAAGGCUAAAUCAAUCAGAUUGUGGUUGAUGGAUGAGAAAACAAAGGUUGUAUCCUGCAUAGGUGAAAGAAAUGAACAUACAGCAGCAGUUAUCUCUGUUGCGAUUUCUCAAGCGACGGCUAGUUUUUUUGUGUCUGUAGGUAAAGAUAGUUGUCUUAAACUGUGGGACCUACCAGAAAAAUUAGAGAAUUUAGAUGCAACAUCCUCCUACAAUUCUCCCAAUACGAUUUGUGCUCACCAACAGCAAGAAAUUACUUGUGUUGACAUUUCACCAGACAAUAAAAUAAUUGCCACUGGUUCCCUAGAUAAAACUGCAAAGCUGUGGACUUCUGAUAAAUUACAACUACUCGGAACACUAAAAGGACAUCGUCGAGGUAUCCAUUGCGUGCGAUUUUCUCCUAUUGAUCAAGUAUUAGCCACAGCAUCCUCAGACUGCAAUAUCAAGCUAUGGUCAUUAUCCGAACUUAACUGUGUGAAGACUUUUGAAGGAAACGAGGCAGGUGUGAUGAAAAUUCAGUUUGCAAGUUGUGGUAUGCAAUUAAUUUCGUCAGCGAUAAAUGGUUUGAUAAAAUUUUGGUCAGUCAAAACGUCAGAAUGUAAUUUGACCUUAGAAGGACAUAAAGGCAAAGUUUGGUCUAUUCAGAUGAACCACAAUGAAACUCGUCUUGUAAGUGCUGAUAUCGAUUCUCGUUUCAUUUUGUGGAGAGAUACUACACAAGAAAAAAAAGAACUUGAGUUAGCUCAAAGAGAGGAAAGGAUGCAGGAUGAGCAGAAUUUAUCCAAUGCAUUGAAAGCUGACAAACUUUUAAAAGCCCUAAGAUUGGCUUUGAAAUGUCAAAAACCUCAUACUGUUUUAAAAAUUAUAGAGGCAAUUGUCAAAAAAGGAGAAGAAAAAUUAGACAAAACAAUUUGUAAAUUGAGUCCUGAACAUCAAGUAGAGCUGCUUCACAAUGCUAUUGCUUGGAACACGAAUGCACGUAAUUAUCACGUAGCUCAGAUUGUUAUAUAUCACGUCUUGAAAAAAGUAGGAAUAAAUAAUGUGGAAAAAGAUGUGAGAGAAACCUUGAGAUCUCUAAUUCCAUACACGGAAAGACAUUUUAGAAGAGUAACGAGAGUUUUCAAAGAUCUUCAUCUUUUACGUUAUACAGUUACUCAAAUGACUACGAACGUUGAAGACGACGACGAUGACGACGAUGACAAUAUGGAAUUAUAAAAUGUUUUAUCUUUAGGUUUUAUUGUUUAAAAUAAAUUUUAUCAUAUUUUUAUAUAAGCGUAUUCAUGCAAAAUAAGUGUUCUUAUUGUGUACCAAAAUCAUGCACAUGUUACAAUGAACUUGUAAAGACUGAUCUAUGAAUAUUACAUAAUUA